Messenger RNA from Electrophorus electricus (electric eel), 1753 nucleotides. RefSeq names its product heterogeneous nuclear ribonucleoprotein A0-like. The record is from RefSeq and is a predicted model, not a curated record. Gene Ontology annotation, molecular function: mRNA 3'-UTR binding. NCBI's taxonomy places the organism in Eukaryota, Metazoa, Chordata, Actinopteri, Gymnotiformes, Gymnotidae. Gene Ontology annotation, biological process: mRNA splicing, via spliceosome. Gene Ontology annotation, cellular component: catalytic step 2 spliceosome.
ACGUUACUGACGUAAUUACGCGACAUUUUAAAGGACGCCACGGCUCAGUUCUUCAUCCGAAAAAGUCGACUACGUUGUACGCUUACGACAAUGGACCAGCUCUGCAAACUUUUCGUCGGCGGCUUGAACGUUCAGACCACCAACGAAGGACUACGUGCUCAUUUUGAACAGUACGGUCAGCUAACCGACUGCGUCGUGGUUCAAAAUGACCAGCUUCAGCGGUCCCGCUGCUUCGGCUUUGUCACAUAUUCGAGCGUCGAGGAGGCAGAUGCAGCAAUGGCCGCUAGGCCACAUGUUGUGGAUGGAAAAAACGUGGAGCUGAAAAGAGCGGUGGCUCGUGAAGACGCGGGCAAGCCCGAAGCUCUUGCCAAAGUGAAGAAGAUAUUCGUGGGAGGCCUCAAGGAAGACAUCGAAGAAAACGACCUGAAAGAGUAUUUUUCUAAGUUUGGUGCAAUCGAGAAAGCUGAAGUCAUCACCGAUAAAGAUACCGGCAAGAAGCGCGGCUUCGGCUUUGUUCACUUUGAGGACAACGACGCCGCGGAUAAGGCGGUCGUGCUCAAGUUUCAUACGAUAAAUGGACACAAAGUCGAGGUGAAGAAAGCGCUCACACGACAAGAGAUCCAAGCUGCCGGUGGACCCCGGGGAGGCAGAGGAAGAGGGGGUAGAGGAAUGGGCAGAAAUCAAAAUGGCUUCGGCGGUGGAAGAGGCGGUUACAAUAGCUAUGGGGGAGGCUACGGGGGAGGAUAUGGCGGCAGCGAAGGUGGCUACGGCGGCGGCUAUGGUGGUGGCUACGGCGGCGGCUAUGGUGGUGGCUAUGGAGGAGGAUACGGAGAUCAGAUGGGGGGAUACGGUGGUGGUAAUGGCUACAGUGACUUUGGCAGUGGAUACGGUCAACAGUCGUCUGGUUACGGUCCCAUGAAGGGCGGAAACACGUAUGCUGGUCGGAGCGGUGCUCCUUAUCCCCGCGGUGGAGCAGCUGGAUAUGGUAGGGGUGGCUAUGGGGGCGCAUAUUAAACCACGAGUAGGAGAGACUCGGGAGACUGUCCGUAUAUUUCGUCGAAGUCACAUUGGGCAGAAUCCAUCAUUCAUCCGGUCUCUGCUAAACACCUUUCAGAAAUGGCGGACACUGUGAAUCUUUACCUUAAAGACCUCAAUUCCUAACAGGUAGGAAGAUUCCUUCCAAGAAACCUGACUUGUUCGACCACCUUUUGUUGUAGGACAGCAUCGAUUUCAUUUAUGUUCCAAGUUAAAGGUGUAUAUAUAUAUAUAUAUCUCUUUUGGCUUGACUUUUCCCCCUUUUUGUUUUUAGAUUCGGAUAUUUCGUGCAAGUCUUGUUAAUGUGUUUGCAGUCCAUUGGGUUUUAGACUUGGUCAACAAAAGCGAAUUGUCUCAGCUAAAGGCUAAUUGGUUUUCUGCCAGAACUGCUGGGUGGUGAGAUUAAAGUAUAUUUGGUGCUGUUCACAUCACUUUGCGCUCAAUCGUUCGUCUCUGUAAAACCCAUUUAUAUUCUUUCCGGUGUGGCAGAAUAGAUUAUAAUAUCUACGUUUAAUUGAUGCCUUUUUACUUUGUGAAAUAACGCGGGGAAGUCUUUCAUUUUACACUCUACUCCUGUAGUUCAGUUAUCCGCUGUAUACAAAUUUACUUCCAGCAUUGUCAUUGUAUUGUAUUCCCUGUUUGCAGAACAUACACAUUGUUAAACACUGAUAUGCAAAUGUAUGUUACUUUUUAAAUAAAAAAUCUACGACAGCUUAAA